This is a messenger RNA of Plenodomus lingam JN3, 549 nucleotides long. RefSeq lists its product as uncharacterized. Gene Ontology annotation, molecular function: DNA-binding transcription activator activity, RNA polymerase II-specific; transcription cis-regulatory region binding. The record is from RefSeq and is a predicted model, not a curated record. Lineage: Eukaryota; Fungi; Ascomycota; Dothideomycetes; Pleosporales; Leptosphaeriaceae. Gene Ontology annotation, cellular component: RNA polymerase II transcription regulator complex. Gene Ontology annotation, biological process: regulation of DNA-templated transcription.
AUGCCUCAUGGCCAAUCCGUGUCUCCCAACUUUGGGCCUAUGCCUCCACAGCAGCAACCUCUACGGCCUCUGCCACCUAGGUCAAACUUUGCUCCGAUGAUGCCAGGUCCUCAGAGACCAUCGCUAAUCACAAACCAACCCCAAUCCAAUGGCCUAUCCAAUGCCUCUACCGUGGGUAACAGCGGUAGCGGAAUAACGCAAAGCAGUGGUCCAACCUCGUACUAUCAGACUCAAUUCACGGACCACAUGAAGCAGGAGUACGAGGAACAAGCCGACUCAUACGAUCACGACGAGCCAAGCGAUCAGUCUGCUGGCCCUGGACCAUUCCCCCAGCAGAACUUUCCCGCCACGAACAACAUGCCACCCCCAAUGGCUCCUUCUCAGAAUCCUUCGUUUACGACGCCAACUUCGCUGGCACCCAACGAUGGCGCGCAUGUCUUCAACAAUAUGAACAACCAACUUUUCGAUCCCUACGACCCGAUGUUGGACGCCGACCCAUUUGGGCUGUCGGCCUCGAUGCACUUCCCAACCAUGUACGAGUCUAGAUGA